UUUCUAUAAUUUUAAUUUUGAUUUAGCUGAAUAAGUUUGUUGUGCUGUACAUGGUUACUGUUUUUUUAUUUUGGGAUUUGUGGGUUGUUUCAUUCUCUGAGAAGAGUACCAGGACUUGCAUUUUCUGAAAGAUGUGGUUGAAUCGUUGACUUUUAUUUUCUCUGGAAUUUUUUAGUUCUAUGCUUUCUGAAAGUUCAGAGAAAUUGUUAUUAUAUCUCAUUUUGCUAGAUUCUACUGCUUUUUUGUUUCUUGCUCAACUUUGACUUUUUGUCAUUUUUUAAGCUCUGUGUGUACCAUGAUUCCAUGAACAUAUCUGCUCCACCUGGUUGAUCACACAGUAGUGAUUCAUAUCAGGGUAACAGGGUUCUAAAUUGCGGUUCGCAACUGCAGUUUCCCGGCCACAACAUUACGGGUUUGGAAGUCCUGCAACGGCUUCUCGACUCGCAAUUGUAGGCGUUUCAAUCCGCAAUUCUGCAACGCAGCAGUGCAGCCAGCCACAAACGCAAUUUAAAACCCUUAGUAGUAUUUUGAAUCAGAAAUGGAGUCUUGCAAAGUUGGAUUUUCAUCCAUUUAACUAACUAAUUGGAGUUAGGGAAAUUUCAAUCUACCAGACUAAAUUUUGUUGUGCGAAAGGCCUAGUGGUACCACCAAACGCGUAGAUAAAAUGGCACGGGAUUGUUCUAACAAGCAAAUGUCUCAGGUUAGAGUAUCUGUAAAUGCAGCUACAUUAAGUGCUAGUUAGGGAGAGCUUUGCCGCCCAUAGAGGUCCUACUCGGCUCGAACAGGAUUGCCUCAGUGGAGGAUACUUGUGGUUUAAACAAACCACAGAAAAAAAGGCCUAGAGGUGGAGAUUUUAAUUCAAUCAUUGACUGGAACUGAUUGUUUCUUGUUUAGCCACAAUAAUGGCACUGGCUCCUAUUCCAAAAGUUAUCCUGGGUUCAACUGCCUUUGCAAUCUUCUGGGUAUUAGCUGUUUUCCCAGCAGUGCCUUUUCUACCCAUUGGGAGAACUGCUGGUUCACUUCUAGGUGCAAUGCUGAUGGUCAUAUUCCGAGUCCUUACUCCGGAUCAAGCUUAUGCUGCAAUUGAUCUCCCAAUUCUCGGUCUUCUUUUCGGGACGAUGGUUGUCAGUAUUUAUCUUGAAAGAGCAGACAUGUUUAAGUACCUAGGGAAAUUACUCUCUUGGAAAAGCCAAGGAGCAAAGGACUUGCUUUGUCGAAUCUGUCUGAUUUCUGCUGUAUCAAGUGCUCUAUUCACCAAUGACACGUCAUGUGUUGUUUUAACUGAGUUCAUAUUGAAAAUCGCGAGGCAACACAACCUCCCACCCCAUCCUUUCCUACUUGCACUUGCCUCCAGUGCUAAUAUUGGGUCCUCAGCAACUCCAAUUGGCAACCCCCAGAAUCUGGUUAUAGCUGUUCAGAGUAAAAUUUCAUUUGGGAAGUUUUUGACUGGUAUUCUUCCGGCUAUGCUCGUAGGAGUCGUAGUGAAUGCUUUAAUUCUUAUAGCUAUGUAUUGGAGAAUAUUAUCUAUUCAUAAGGAUGUAGAGGAUCCAGUUGCAGAAGUUGAAGCAACUGAGGAGGUUAAUUCGCAUCAGUUUUCUCCAGCCACAAUGUCUCAUGUUACAUCCUCUAAUUCUCAAGAAUUGAAUGGUUAUCUAGAAACUUCUAGUCUUCAAAACUCUCCUCUAGUUCAUAAUUUAAGAAACCGAUCAACUCCAACUGACAAUGAAAUUCACAAGGUUCUUGGUGGCACGCUGGACUCCACAAGAAACUCAAAUGCAUCAAUGGAGGGGACAAAUGAUGUGCCCUCUCAGAUAAAAGAGGAAACAAAUCCUUCAAAAACUGUUGCAGAAGUAGAUAACCCAACAGAACAUGAAAUGCACUCUUCAGAAGGAAAGGGCAAUAUAGACGUAAUGUGGAAAGAUAUACUGUGGAAAUCUUGUGUUUACAUGAUCACAUUAGGAAUGUUGAUUGCAAUGCUUUUAGGUUUAAAUAUGUCAUGGAGUGCAAUUACAGCUGCACUAGCUUUGGUUGUUCUUGAUUUCAAAGAUGCUAGACCAUGCUUGGAGAAGGUUUCGUAUUCGCUAUUGAUAUUCUUUUGUGGAAUGUUUAUCACAGUAGAAGGCUUCAAUAAAACUGGAAUUCCAAGUUCCUUAUGGGACUUGAUGGAGCCUUAUUCUGAAGUAGACCGCGCUAGUGGAAUAGCCGUACUUGCUGUAGUUAUACUUGUCUUAUCAAAUUUGGCUUCGAAUGUUCCAACUGUUUUAUUGCUUGGAGCAAGAGUUGCAGCAUCAGCUGCUACAAUUUCGAAAGAAGAUGAGAAAAAGGCAUGGCUCAUCUUGGCUUGGGUUAGCACCAUAGCGGGGAACCUGUCACUGCUGGGAUCAGCAGCAAACUUGAUAGUGUGUGAACAAGCGCGUCGAGCUCCGAACCUUGCUUACACAUUAACCUUCUUGAGCCAUCUGAAAUUUGGCCUUCCUUCUACUCUUGUGGUCACUGCUAUUGGUUUGACACUCAUAAGAUGAUAAGAAUUUAUAGAACUCCAAAUUCUUACUUAGAAAUUCACAUAGCACCAAAAAAAUCAGUAUAUCUGGUAUAUUUUAAGUGUAUAUGAAAACAUAUGUAAUGAAUCAUGAAUUUUGUGAGUUUUGAUCCUCCAUGUGAAACCAAGAACCACUUGCAAAUUUGCAAAUAAGAAGAUUAGAUGCUAUUGUGCAUGUA
Molecule: messenger RNA, 2718 nt
Organism: Lotus japonicus
Lineage: Eukaryota; Viridiplantae; Streptophyta; Magnoliopsida; Fabales; Fabaceae
Product: silicon efflux transporter LSI2
Exons: 4
Coding region: 903-2522 (539 amino acids)
Biological process (GO): transmembrane transport
Cellular component (GO): membrane
Source: RefSeq, a predicted model, not a curated record